AGUCAUAAGACGAUAGUAUAGGCUCCUCGGCUGCUCAUUUUUCCGGAAGGCUGCUAUCGCCGCUCGUCUUGGGCUGCCACAAGAUCUCCUUGUUUUUCUUUCUCUUUUCAUGUCAUUGGCUUCCUCGCCCGCCCUCUUUUGCUUCCAUUUCCCUCUCUCUAUCGUUCUCUCAGCACUCGAUUCUAAUUUUGGAAGCAUGGAACCUCGGGGAGUGCUCUCCCAAAGCUAUUUAUGUCCUCGCCUUUCCUUAUCUUCCUCCUCUCCUCCUCCGCCGCCUCUCAUCAGACAGGAGGAGAACAGCGUGAGGAUCCUUUGAUGCAGGGGAAUUCAGCGUCUCCUCGUAUCUGUUUUGGUGCGGUGUUAUUAGCUGUGGGAAGUGGCGAAGACGCAGCUGCAGCUCGCAGCUAGUCCAUCCUGAUGCAGAGCAAGCCACUGCACACAUGGAGCUGAUGGCGUCCAUCAUUUUGCAGCCGGUGGAAAUGUGGCAACUUUUACAAAGUGGCUCUCGGUGAUUGUCCAUUUUCUUCACUUUGUCCGGCCAAGACUUGGAUCGGAUGCACCAGAGGAGGCAAACUUCUUGAUUUGAAAGACCAGCCAGUGUUAAGGAAGUUGCUCUGCAAGGAUCUGGACUCCAGAUGAUAUAGAAACACCACGCCGUGCAAAGCUUAGUCUAUUCGAAGGGGUUUCUCGCAAUUGGUCUCAUCUUCCGAUUCAUCCUUUCAAUUGGAUCGAUUCAUCCAGCUGAACCCAAGGGAAGACUUUUCUGCAGGAUCAGUUUGAGGAGAAAUUCACAACAAAGCUACUUGAAAUUCAACAAAGAGUUCCCUAAUCAAACACAGCAUUGUUUUGGAUUUUUUUCAAUGGAAUUUCCCCCAAUUUAUUUUUGGAGCUAAAAGAAUGAUCCCCCCCCUGAAAAAAAAGCAGCUUUCAACUUAGAAAGCUUGUCAAUGAUUACUCAUAUCCUCCCCAAAAUGAGUAAGCCGCACUUCUUGAAUACAUGGCAGUCUUCAUGAAAAGGAACUGAAUCGUUUUGAGGGAAAGUCGAGCACUUCUCUUCUUUUGGCAUGCUGUUGCAUCCCACGGUGUCAGGAUUGUGCACCAUGUUGCAGACCAUUUACGAGACGGAGUCGUGUUUUUCCUCUGCCGCCGGCACAGACAGCCAACAGCCUCUGGAGCUCCUGAGUAGCAGCAGGGGCUCCACCGCUGCCAUGCCCACAGCCGUCGUGGAGGUGAAAAGCAGCCUCCCAUCAGGCAUGCAGAGCCCGGCAGGAACAGCAAGUGAACAGCGAGGAGUGGCUGGAGAAGGUGGUUCGGAAGAAGGCUCAGGUGGUGGAGGAGGCCCCGUCGACCUGCGCACCGAGCCCAGGUUGGGAUCUUUGCCAGUGGGAACUGCAGGAGUGGACACCACUUUGAGAGAGCAGCAGCUCCAGCAUGAACUAGUACUACUUAAACAGCAGCAAGAACUCCAGAAACAACUGCUAUUUGCUGAAUUCCAGAAAAAACACGAAGUGCUCACCAGACAACAUGAAGUCCAGCUACAGGAACACCUGAAGCAACAACAGGAACUGCUGGCAGCAAAGCGACAGCAAGAGUUGGAGCAGAAGCGAAAACUGGAACAACAAAGACACGAAGAGCAGGAGAAACAGCGACUGGAGCAACAGCUGCUUCUACUUCGGAAUAAGGAGAAAGGCAAAGAGAGUGCCAUCGCCAGUACCGAGGUCAAGUUGAAAUUGCAGGAAUUCCUUCUGAAUAAGAAAGAACCCGGUAUCGGCGGACUGAACCAUUCCUUCUCCUCAAAGUGCUGGGGAGGCCAGAACAUUUCCCUGGAACAAAAUUCACCACCCCAGAGUAACACUCCAGGAACUCCUCCAUCUUACAAACUUCCCACGUUACUGGGUAACUACGAGGGCAAGGAUGACUUUCCGCUCCGCAAAACAGUGUCGGAGCCUAACCUGAAGGUGCGUUCACGGUUGAAACAGAAAGUAGCCGAGAGGCGGAGCUCUCCACUCCUCCGAAGGAAAGAUGGAACUGUCAUUAGCACCUUCAAGAAAAGAGCCAUUGAGAUUUCAGUCUCUCCUCUCUGUAGUAGCGCUCCAGGUUCAGGGCCCAGCAGUCCCAAUAGUUCCAAUUCAGCCAUUGCUAAUGGCAACACUGGUUCUGUACCCAACAUACAGACCGAGCUUAGAUCCCUUCAUCAGACGCUAGGAGCCGACGGGACGCUGAGUCCACUAAGUCUCUACACCUCACCUUCUCUGCCCAAUAUCUCCUUAGGACUCCCUGCUAACACACACAUCACGGCAUCCCAGAAGUUGUCAAGCCAGCAGGAGGCCGAGCGUCAAGCCAUUCAGUCCCUUCGGGCAGGUGGAGCUCUAACUGGGAAGUUUCUCUCCACAUCCUCUCUCCCUGCAGGGGUGGGACACGAUGUCGAGACUCCGAGCUCGCACUCUGCUCAUUCGUCAUUACUACAGCACGUGCUACUACUGGAGCAGGCCAGACAGCAAACGGCAAUGCUAUCGGUCCCCAUGUACAGCCAGUCGCCCUUGGUUACAGCGGAAAGAGGCGUGUCGAGCGGCAUGCGAUGCGUCAACAAGUUGCCCCGCCAUCGAUCUUUAACUCGUACCCAGAGCGCACCUUUGCCCCAGUCGCCCCAGGCCCUCCAGCAACUUGUCGUUCAGCAGCAACAUCAGCACUUUCUGGAGAAACAUUACAAGAUGCUUUCCAAGGCUUCAGAUUUACCCAGACCUCCUCCCACUCACCCAGAGGAGACAGAAGAGGAGCUCACAGAGACCAACGACAUGCAGGAGGAUGACGUAGGGACAAGCGUUCACAGAGCUCCGACGGAGGCGUCGGAUGAGCCCACCAUCCCCUGUGAGAGACUUAGCGUGCACGCAAAGGAGGACGAACGAGGAGUUGGACACGUGAAAGGGGAAAGCACAGAGAGCGAACUGGAUGAAGAAGAUGAGGAAGAUGAUGUCAUCCAUCUGGGAGAUAGCGAGGAAGAAGGCAGGGCUAGCUACUCUCAGGGCUUGCAACAGAUGGGUGUAUUCCACUCCUCGUUGCCUCACAGACCUCUGGGAAGAGCGCAGUCUUCUCCUGCAGCCACCCUCAACCCUGUCAGACAUCUCUUUACCACGGGACUUGUUUAUGACAGCUUGAUGUUAAAGCACCAGUGCGUAUGUGGAAAUGCUCAUAUCCACCCAGAGCAUGCUGGGAGAGUGCAGAGCAUCUGGUCCAGGCUGCAGGAGACGGGCUUACUGGGCCGCUGCGAGAGGAUUCGUGGGCGGAAAGCUUCCUUGGAUGAGAUCCAGACUGUCCAUUCCGAAUUUCACACCCUGCUUUACGGAACCAGUCCUCUGAAUCGGCACAAACUGGACCACAAGAAGCUAUUGGGUCCAAUCAGCCAGAAGAUGUACGCUGUUCUUCCGUGUGGAGGAAUAGGGGUGGACAGCGACACCGUGUGGAAUGAGAUGCACUCGUCCGCUGCUGUCCGCAUGGCGGUGGGCUCCGUUAUUGAGCUGGCCUUCAGAGUGGCGGCAGGGGAACUGAAGAAUGGCUUUGCAGUUGUGCGUCCACCAGGGCAUCAUGCAGAAGAAUCCACUGCCAUGGGUUUCUGUUUCUUCAAUUCAGUAGCCAUCACUGCCAAGCUACUCCAGCAGAAACUGGGAGUGGGCAAGAUCCUCAUCGUGGACUGGGACAUUCACCAUGGUAACGGCACGCAGCAGGCCUUCUACAGUGACCCCAACGUCCUCUACAUUUCCCUCCAUCGCUACGACGACGGCAAUUUCUUUCCCGGUAGCGGAGCUCCUGAGGAGGUGGGAUCGGGCGAAGGUGUUGGUUUUAAUGUCAACAUAGCAUGGACUGGAGGAGUAGAGCCCCCUAUGGGUGAUGUUGAGUACCUCACCGCCUUCAGGAGUGUGGUGAUGCCCAUUGCUCAGCAGUUCAGCCCAGACGUGAUUCUGGUGUCUGCAGGCUUUGACGCAGUGGAGGGUCAUCAGUCUCCUCUCGGCGGUUACAUUGUCUCUGCCAAAUGUUUUGGUCUGCUCACACAGCUCCUAAUGGGUCUGGCUGGUGGGCGUGUUGUUAUGGCGCUAGAGGGAGGUCAUGACCUCACCGCCAUCUGUGAUGCAUCAGAAGCCUGCGUUUCUGCGCUCCUCGGAGAUCCGAAUGACUCUGCAUUUCAGUGGCCUCAAGAGAAGCCAUGUCCUAAAGCCUGUGCCUCUCUCGAAAGAGUGAUAGAAAUCCAGAGUAAACACUGGCCUUGCCUCCAGACUUUGUCUCAGACGAGCAGCCACUCCAUAUUGGACGGAGCGCAGAUCCAAUCGGAGAAGGACGAGGCGGACACGGUUAGCGCCAUGGCAUCUUUGAGCGUCGAUGUGGAGCAGUCAGGCUCGGCCGCCGACGUCACCGACGCCAGCAGGUCUCCAGAAGAGCCGAUGGAAGAGGAGCCCGUUUUGUACACACAUUCACACCGAGUGCAAAUGUUGUGGAUGACCUCGAACGGUGGAGGAAAACGCUCACAAAGUCCAGUUCUGUCCACGGGAGGAGCAGACCAAUUCACCACCUUCUUUUGUCACGAGUGACAGUCGGACCGGGCGCCGAAGGAGCAGCAAGUUGGAGGACGAACGGAGGACGAGGAGGAACUAGGUGCCUUUUUGUCCACUCACACACACACACACACACAUGUGCGCACUGGCACGCAGACAAUAAGAACACAUCCCAUCAGAAAGAGUAAAGAGCAACCACCGCAGCACCUCAGUAAACCAAGCAGCCAAUCAGGACUGAAGGAACACAGCAAUGCGCGCACGCACGCACGCACACGUUCAGCUGUCGUUUCCCGUGGCCACUUUGUUUUCGUGUCGAUUUCUUCUCAUCUGGUUGCCUUAAUUUGUCACUUGUAUGUAUUUUAGAGAGGAAGAAUUGGGACGCAUUUGGAAAGAGGGGAGCUGGGGUCCGGCCAGCUUUAAAGACAUUUUAUUUAUUCUUUUCAACUAGCGUAUAUAACGUGUGUCGCUUGAAAGUACCUUGUUUUUUUUCGCCCCCCCUCAUUCUUUCCUCUAGAAAAGCGACCGUGGGAUUGUGGUGUAUGACCACCCCAUCUCUCUCUCUUUUUUUUUUAAUUUGUAGUCAUUUUUGGUUUUUUUUUAAUCGUAUUGAUGUAAUAACGUGUCAUGUCCUGUUGCCCACAGUUGCAUCACAGUGUCAGUCCUUUUUCUAAAUCUGUAUAUACUUCUAUGUAAAAACAAAACACACACACACACACGAGAUUUUUUUUUUUAAUGUAAAAACGGAACACACACAAGAUAUUUUUUUUAUAAUAAAUACAGGAAAUAUAUUUAUCAUCCCUGACGCUGUCAUAGGGAUUGGUCAAAAUGUUGCGAAUAUAUCUGUGUACUUAAAAGAAGAGCGCCACAAGCAGUGAAAUUGGAUUGAUUGACGAAACUCUGAAGCCUGUAAUCUUUAUGACAAGCCCAUUCAUUGAGGGAGGGAGGGCUGUUAGAAUAUGAUAGUUUAUUUCGGUGCAUCUAAUCAAUUGAACGGGUGACAAGGAAAAAAAAUACAUUCAGAUAAAUACAACGAUCUUUUUGGAUGCAUUCUGCGCUUUAUCUGUAUCUCAAGCUUUUGCCAGACGACAGGAUGUGCGAGGGGAAGUUUCGGCAGCUUUGUGAUGCUUUUCCCUUUUAAUUCAUUCGUCUCACACACACACACAUUGUGUUUUGAUCCUGUCAGAAUGAUUAUAUGAAUAUAUUCUACAAUGAUGUGAUAUUUUCAUCUUAAAUGAAGUGCAACACUUGCUUGAUGAUGUUAUUGUUGUCAAUUGAGGUGGACAGCAGGCUCCGGCUCCUCUGGUAGGACCAAGCCUGGACUACUUAUAUGGAGAUCUUUGAUGAUGAAUGCAAAGUUAGUAAUAUCCAGCAGUGGCAUACUUGCUGAAAAAGUCACUAAUUGCAACUAAUGCCUAUAUAUAUAUAUAUAUAUUUGUUUAGUCACUUUUGUUGUAUGUUUAUGCACAUGAGCAAGACCAUGCAACGUCUCUCCCUUUAAAUACAAUGCAAACUAAUUCUGAUCGGAAAUGCUAAGUGAUCGUUUUAGACCUUUUUGGGGCUGCUUAGCUCUUCUAUGUUAUUAUUUGUACAAUGUUACGGUCCUCGUAUUGAAUAAGAGAGUGUUCUACCUACAUUUAUCCUUUGGCACAUUGAAAGAACUUCGAAAAUAGAAUGACAGUAGGGACCAACCCUAAGAAAUUGCGGAAUUGACACCCGCUUAGAAAGGUUUGUAAUUUCCUAUAUAUGCCACAAGAUGGAGCCUAAGCAAAUUUUUAUAUUGUUAUACAUGGCCUGAGCACAAAAACAACAAAUAGGUUAAUUCUUUUUUUUAAAAAUGAUAUGUUUCCUAAAAACAGAUGUUACCUAGUGCACAGUUUUGAUUUCCUGGUAAACACCAUUUAUCGAGUGGUUCUAAUUCCGAAACAAAUUUCCCAAAUGACCAUUUCAAUCUUAAAUGUCAUUGAAGUGUAAAAAGUUCAUCACUGAAGAGUACAACAAAAAAAAAAAAGGAAGAAAAAAAAAAAUGCUGACGAUGUGAAAACCUGUAAUGGAGAAGGAACAGAUUUAAGUGGCAUUUUAUACAUUUUGCUGAGAAUCAAAAAUACCUUUGUGUCGGAACAGGCACCAAAAAAAAAAAAGUACAGUUGAAGUAGCCCUUCAACUUGAUGUAUGCUUGGGAAACUUCAGUUUUAUAUCCAGAUACUCAAUCCAUGGUACCCGGGCAUACCAAAAAAGAGCACUACAAAGCCAAAGAAAAGCACUUAAUCCCUUGAGAUUAUUCACAUAACAUUCAAAGAAUAUAUUCUUAAAUUGUUCGACACUCCCCAAAAAAAUUUAAAGUGUUGAGAUGACCUAAUUGUUUGAUGUCAAAGUGUUCGACAUGCAAAGGUUUAUACAACUGUAACAUAAAAAAGUACAUUUCCCCCUUUGUGCAAAAUGUUGACUCCGUUUAAAAAUAGGAUGGAGUCUGUUUCUCUUUAUCCCAUCAUAAUCAGUCACAGCGACACUUUGGAACGUUUUGGAAAAUAACAAAAUGUUACUGUUUCUUAAUAUUGGAGUUCAGUUCUUCAAAUUUGCUGUAACCUGGGCUAAUCUUAAUGAGGGCUCAUCGGAUAAGGAUUUUUUUUUUCUUCAACAUCAGCUAUAUCAUACACGUUUUACGAGAACAUUUGCAUUCUUUUGGGGAUGGAGGGAGAGCGGGAGGGGUUGUAUGAAUGUCAUUAUUUUGGUCUUAUGUUUUAAUGUGUUCAAGAAUAAAUGGUCAGCAAAAAUUGGCAAUAAAAAAAAAAAAAGAUUUUCCGAUUUAAAACCGCUAGUUAAUUGCUCAAAUGAUCAUCAAGAUGGCACAAGAAAGUGAAUUAUCCUUGUUUAGAAAUUUGGAGAUGAAUAGAAAUCUGGGCAUCUUCCUCCCACCAGUUUGUUUUCGAGAGUGCCUUGUCGAACAGAUUGUCCCCCCAAGUAAUAAUAACCUUGGCCAAAUGUUCCUAUUUGUUUUUGUUGCCUGGCCAUUUACUGUAAAAGCACAGUUUGGAAGCCAACCUCUGCUUGACAGCGAGAUGUUUAAAUGUUGACAUUUGCAAAGACCAAGCGCGUCCACGACUUUAACAAACACGUAUGUUGAUGACUUAAUCCUCUCUUUUCUUAUCUAUGUUUGGUACUGUGGCGUACAUGUAUGUCUUGCUAACACGUGGCGGGUUAGGAGUACGUAUUUGGACAUUUAGGAGAAAAGGUUGUAUCAAUGGGACCUCCUUGCUUUCUUUUUUUUUUUUUUCAAGGAGCUUUUUUUUUGUUCUUCCCUCACAUGGCUCAUGACCGGAAACUUUUGAAUCUCCUUGGAACUGAUCACAAGCACAUUCCUUUUGUCCUUCUCGUUGAUUGAAAAUUGAAAACAUUUUCCAGCGUCUACUCACAUGUAUAUAAAGUGCGUAUAAGUGUACACAUGUGCAAUACAAGCUAUCCAAGCAAUCUAUUACUGUGACUAUUAUUGAUAAUGAGACUUUUUUUUUUGCCCCCACCUCCCCCCGCCACCCUUUGUGUCAAAUUGAUUUCCUUUUUGGUUGAAAGGGAUGCUGAAUGGCACUCGUUCAAUUCAGGGCUUUGUGGACAUUGCAUUGAAGCCUAUUUUCAAUAUCCUUCACUGUAAAGUUGUGAUGUUGAUCCUAAAUAUCUGUUUCUUUGUUGUUUUUUUUAAGUGGGCCUGUUGUUAAACUUGUCUGGAAAGUCAAUAAACCAAUUCACUGAC
Molecule: messenger RNA, 8286 nt
Organism: Syngnathus typhle (broad-nosed pipefish)
Lineage: Eukaryota; Metazoa; Chordata; Actinopteri; Syngnathiformes; Syngnathidae
Gene: hdac5
Product: histone deacetylase 5
Exons: 30
Coding region: 1065-4580 (1171 amino acids)
Biological process (GO): chromatin organization; negative regulation of transcription by RNA polymerase II
Cellular component (GO): histone deacetylase complex
Molecular function (GO): histone deacetylase activity
Source: RefSeq, a predicted model, not a curated record